This is a messenger RNA of Dictyostelium discoideum AX4, 1407 nucleotides long. RefSeq lists its product as hypothetical. NCBI's taxonomy places the organism in Eukaryota, Evosea, Eumycetozoa, Dictyosteliales, Dictyosteliaceae. Gene Ontology annotation, molecular function: acyltransferase activity, transferring groups other than amino-acyl groups; tRNA N(6)-L-threonylcarbamoyladenine synthase activity. The transcript has a single exon. Gene Ontology annotation, cellular component: mitochondrion. Bases 1 to 1407 code for a protein of 468 amino acids. Gene Ontology annotation, biological process: tRNA threonylcarbamoyladenosine modification. The record is from RefSeq and is a predicted model, not a curated record.
AUGAGUGGCAGUGGUCUUAAUAAUAAUAAUAUUAAUAAUAAGAAAAUAUUUAAUGUUAUUGGUAUUGAAACUAGUUGUGAUGAUACAAGUAUUGGCAUUGUAAAUAGUGAAGGAAAGAUUAUGGCAGAAUAUUCUAAACCUCAAUGGUCAUUACAUAAAGUACAUAAUGGAAUUGUACCAUCAAUUGCAUUUGAAGCACAUCAAAAUGAGAUUGAUAAUGCCAUUGAAAAAACAUUGGAUAAAGCUGGUAUGACAAUGGAGGAUAUCGAUGUAAUAGCGGUUACAACGGGACCAGGUAUGGGUAAAUCAUUGGAAGUUGGAUUAAACAAAGCCAAACAAUUGUAUAGAGAAUUUAAAAAACCAUUCUGUUCAGUGAACCAUAUGGAAGGUCAUAGUUUAGUGGUUAGAAUGGAAAACCAUUCAAUUGAAUUUCCAUUUCUUAUUGUAUUGGUCAGUGGUGGACAUUCACAAAUUUUAAUAUGUAAUGAUGUUUCAAAAUAUCAACUCAUUGGCAAUACAUUGGAUGAUUCUAUUGGUGAAGCAUUAGAUAAAGCAGCAAGAAUCUUGGGUUGUCCAUAUGGCCAAGUUUGGGAUGGUCAAUCUUUAAUCGAGAAUAUACAUGGCGGUCAAGCUAUUGAAAUUUUAGCUUCAAAAGGUGAUCCAAAUAGUCAUCAUUUCACUUUACCAAUGAAAGAUUCAAAUAAUUGUGAUUUCUCUUUUUCUGGUAUAAAAUCUUCACUUGCAAGAUUAGUAAAAGAAAUUAAAUCAAAAUCAUCUUCAUCAUCAUCAAUAACUAAUAAUACAACAACAAAAACAACAACAACAACAACAACAACAACAAUAAUAACAACAGAAACAAAUAAUUUAAUAACAGAUGAAAAUGAAUUAUCAUUCGUUGAUAAAUGUAAUUUAGCAGCAUCAUUUCAAAAUGUUGCAUUUAAUCAUUUAGAACAUAGAAUUAAAAAGUCAUUAGAUUGGUAUUAUAAUUUUAAAACACCAAAACAAAAGAAAAAUGAAUUAUUAGCAUCAAAAACAAAAAGUGGUAAACCUCCGGCAAUAGAAAUCAUUAAAAGGGAACCACUAAAAGGAAUUGUAGUUUCUGGAGGUGUUUCAAAGAAUAAUAAUUUAAGAAAAAGAAUAGAUGAUAUUGGAAAACGUUAUAAUUUGCCAAUCUAUUUCCCAAGACCCGAAUUAUGUAAUGACAAUGGAACCAUGAUUGCAUGGGCUGGUGUUGAAAUGUUUAAAAAGGGUAUGACUGUUGAUGACCCUGAAAAAGUAAUCUAUUUACCUGUUUGGCCACUAGAUUUAAAUCCAAAACAAAUAUUCAAGUCAAAUUUAAAAGAAAAAGAUAAACAAAUUAGAAAGGGAUGGUAUGAUAAUACAAUAAAAAAAUAUGGUAUUCAAUAA